CCCGUCCCUGGGAGAUGCAGGUUCAUGGUGGAUCACACUCGUUCGCCCAUUGGUACCAAUCGAGGCAUCGUCAUUCCUGUGGAUUCUUUCUCUCUCCUGUCUCCAAUCCUUUGGUCCUGAAGAUUACCUGCAUCUGCUCCUCUGCUUUACCUUAGGGCUCGUCCUUCUCGAUCUCCAACUCGACUCUCAAAGCCCCCUUUGGAACAUUAUGUCGACUGUCGUGGAAAGCGUUAUAUCAGUGCCGCCUGCGGCCGUAUGCGCAUCGGGUCCGGCAAGUCCGAGCACAUCAACAACAUUCACAGAAGCCUCUACCGUCACGGUCCUGUCAGAGAAAGUGGAAAAGUCGUAUUAUCAGGACUCAGAACAUGGAUCUGUGGAUCUCGAGGCGCAAGCCGUCGAGAAGCGCAGAUUUGCUGCGGUCCGAUUCAUAUUCCUCAACAUCUACCGCCGUCUGUUCUCUUUGGUCUUCUUGGCCAACAUAGCUGUAUUCAUCGCAGUCAUGGUAACGGAUCGGAAGCUACUUGCGCUGGUGAACGCUGCUGCAGGCAACCUGCUUGCAUGCGGCCUUGCCCGGCAACCCUUGGUCGUUAACUCGAUCUUCACUAUCGUAGCGUCCACACCAAGAUCCGCUCCUCUUCGGAUCCGACGCAUUGCAGCCAAGGUAUACCACUAUGGCGGUGUCCACAGCGGAUGCGGGAUAGCCUCAUUUGUCUGGUAUGCCGGCUUUGUUGGCCUCCUAUCAUGGGAGUAUUGGGCUCCCUCAUCGCCGGGGUCAACAAAUUCUCUAGCCCCGAUAGUCCUAGCGUACUUGAUCCUGGUCCUGCUGCUCUGCAUCAUCCUCGUGGCCUACCCGAGAUUCCGGAUCAAGAGGCACGAUUACUUCGAGCUCAUCCACCGAUUCCUCGGCUGGCUCGUUGUCGCGCUCUUCGUGAUCCUGCUCAUGGUCUUCGCCGACGAAGUCAGCCGCGAGUCUAACGAACCCCUCGGGAAGUUUCUCGUCAAACUCCCGGCCUUCUGGUUCCUGGUGCUCACCGUCGCAGCCAUCGUGCAUCCGUGGACCCUCCUCCGCAAAGUCACAGUGCAGCCCGAGCACCUCUCCUCGCACGCCGUGCGACUGCAUCUGAGCCACACCACCACCACCUUUGGCAAGGGCAUCCAGCUCGCGCGCCACCCGCUGCAAGACUGGCACGGGUUCGCCACGUUCCCGGACCCCGCCAACAACGGCAAGAGCUUCUCCUGUCUGGUCUCCAAAGCCGGCGACUGGACGGCCGCCUGCAUCCAGAACCCGCCCACGCACUUGUGGAAACGAGGCGUCCUCAUCUACGGGUUCGCGUACGCGAUGCGCGUUUUCCGGCGUGUGGUCGUCGUCACCACCGGCUCGGGCAUCGGGCCGUGCUUGUCCUUCCUGGGCGACGAGAACCGUCCCGCGCUCCGGGUGGUAUGGCAGACCCGGGCCCCGUUGAAGACGUACGGGCAAGACGUCCUGGAUCUGGUGGCCAGGAUGGAUCCUAACCCUGUCGUCAUCGAUACGAAUCAGUCCGGGCGUAUUGACAUGGUGCCCCUGAUUCGUCGGAUCGUGAGGGAGUUUGAUGCGGAGGCGGUUUGUGUGAUCAGUAAUCCUGUCCUCACGGCGAAGGUGGUGUAUGAGUUAGAGUCGAGUGGAACUCCUGCGUUUGGGCCUAUCUUUGACUCGUGAGCUGUGUGUGUGUGAGAGAGAUGUUGUUUGUUGCCGUAUAUAUACCCGGGAUGGGGUAUUGCUUUCGAUCACUAUUCAGCAGGCGUUGUUGUUCUUCAAGUGCUAGUACAAUGGGGCGUUCAUGGCGUAGGGAAGAAGGAAAUACAGAGCAAUUCUGGAGCAGACACGACUCGAG
Messenger RNA from Aspergillus saccharolyticus JOP 1030-1, 1871 nucleotides. RefSeq names its product integral membrane protein TmpA. The record is from RefSeq and is a predicted model, not a curated record. The coding region runs from base 209 to 1696 and encodes 495 amino acids. The transcript has a single exon. Lineage: Eukaryota; Fungi; Ascomycota; Eurotiomycetes; Eurotiales; Aspergillaceae. Gene Ontology annotation, biological process: conidium formation; sexual sporulation resulting in formation of a cellular spore; regulation of conidium formation.